AUGAGGGUGAACUGGACUGCUCCGGAUCCUCUGGAGGGAACGAAGUUCUACUCCAUCCAGCUGGAGUGGGCCCACAGCCCAGAUCGAACCUUCGAAUACCGGAGCGUCAUCGCCGAGGUUCCUGUGGGAGAGGUGGACUACCAAAUCCCUGUGGCACCUGGCCUGGCUGGAACGGAUGCACAGGGGUUUGUGCUGGACGCUGUGAGUGCAUCGAACUCUUUGGAUCGAGACACUUAUCUUGGCACCUACCCUUACCUUUACGUGUUCACCAAGAGCACUUGUUUUUUGGAGAUCGGUUUGCAGGAAAGCAUGUCGAGGUCCUCGCUCUUUGAGCAGACGACCCCGGUGGGCUUGACGGUGAGUGACACCUCGCCACAGAUCACCAACAUUGAGUUCUCAGAUCAGGCUCGGGACCAAACGGUGUUGGCCGGCUCGUCGGUGAAAGUCAACUCGGUGAAGCAGACAUUGAAUGCCGACAUGGGAUAUGUGUUCGUAGCUGACGUUCGCCGUGGUAAGAUCGGAAAACCAUCCAUGCGAAACAGCUCAUAUCCUGUGCUAGAUGUCCCGAUUCCACGUGGCCCUGUGCAUGCCAAGCCCUCACUGGACACGGGUAGUCCCCGACUCCUCUCCGCCGAUAGGAAGGACUUGGACGUGGACGAGAUUGGAGGAAAUCUGACCUGGACGGAGAACAGCACUUACGAGUGCACCAAUGUUGAUGGUCGUGCAAUUACCAUGAACCGUAUCUGCACGCUAGGAGAAGACGCGUUUGCAGGACACAUCCAGUACUCGGUGGGAGAUGGCAUCAAUGCCAGCGACAUCUCGGGUGGCUGCUCCAAUGCCACGAACGGCUCCAAUCUGUCUGGUUGCCAAUUUGAUGAAGACACGUCCACAUCAACAACUUCCAGUUCAAUCUCGUCGACAACAACGGCCAUAACACAGACUUCUACGACAUCUUCCACACAGACGCAGACUGCGACCUCAACAACUUCCACCACCACAACAGGAUUCACCGCCUUGACACGGUCAGCUCAAGAGCACCCCUUUGUCGACCUGAACCUGUAUGCCACGGCUCAGAUUUCGAUCGUCGGCACCAAUGCAGACCCCUACCUCCCAGACGACAAUAUCACACUGUCAAAUCCCUUGCUGGCGGCCAAGAAGCCCGAAGAGGGACGCCUCGACGGGAGCGGCCAGUUCUGCAAUCUCGUCCUCAGAAAGACAACGUACAUCGAGUUCGACUUCGGCACUGACAUGCUGAUUGAGAGGAUAGAAACCAAGGGCCGUGAGACGAUCUUCCAGUGGGUCUCCAAGUUCAGCUUGAGCUACACUCGCAAUGGCUACACCUGGUUCGAUCUGCCGCAGGUGUACGAGGCCAACAACGACCGGACGACGCUCGUGGAGAACAUCAUCCUUCCACACUCUUUCUUGGCGAUGAAGCUAAGGCUGAACCAACUCGAGUACUUCUCAUUCCCGUGCAUGCGAGUCGACAUUUUUGGAUGCAAACGCGCGGACACGGUGGGCGUCGAAGAGAUCAACAUCCCGUUAGAGACCGACUUCACUCCGUAUGAUCACAUCCUUUUCUUCAUGGCGUCGUCUGACUACCUCUUGGUGUUUACGCAGUCCCCGACCACAGAGGGAAGCACGCCAACCUCCAUUCCUCUCAUUGACAACGCUGUCAACGUCACGAAUGUCUCCUUUGUGGACUACGACUUGGAUGCGGAUCACAUUGCGGGAGUUCUCAACUAUGAUCCUCCCGAGGAUCUCUCUGACGUCCACGCUACACAAGAGAUAACUGAUGCGUCGAUGCACCGCACAAAGGGACGCCUACGACAGAUUUCAGUGACGCACUUCGUGCUCUACCUCGCACGUGCCCCGGCUGCGUUCAUAGUGUUGCGUUCCGGCUUGCAUCUCUCAGCUUCCAUUUCCAUCGGUUCUUGCCUGGUGGAUGGUCGCUUCGAGCGCGCUCCGUAUCCUUUCAACGUCUCUUACGAGGUCCUCGCAGAACUGGACACCCGGCUUUGGUGGGUUGCACAGGUUUGUGGGUGGAGCCUUGGGUUGAAGGAGCAGACGUAUCCUGUAAUCCUGGAGCUGGACAAUGCCGACUCUCCCGCCGUGAACAUCAGCUACAUCGCUGAAGAUCUGAACUUGGACGACUUGGCUGGUACAGUGGAAUGGGACCACCCAGACGAUUACUCCAAAGUGCUGGAAUACCAUACAGAGCUUCAAGACGCUUUUGGGAACUCACCUCUUUCGGUGGCCACCACUCCGGUGACCGCCAGUCUGAGCAUCGCUGUGCCCUCCAUGCCGCGCUCCAUCUACGAGAGACUGGCCAUCUACUCUCAGUCGGCGCUGUGCCGAUCAACCCUGCCCUCGGUCUUGACGAUCCAGGGCGCAACAUUGGACUUCACAGUAGCGGACCUCAUCCUGAUCGAUAAGGAUCUCGAUGAAGGCCCCGGCUGGUGA
Symbiodinium sp. CCMP2456 is the source of this 2460-nucleotide messenger RNA. The record is from the annotation of a GenBank genome assembly. NCBI's taxonomy places the organism in Eukaryota, Dinophyceae, Suessiales, Symbiodiniaceae.